Nilaparvata lugens (brown planthopper) is the source of this 1909-nucleotide messenger RNA. It is a transcript of the gene MED31, whose product is annotated as mediator of RNA polymerase II transcription subunit 31. The transcript is spliced from 5 exons. Gene Ontology annotation, biological process: regulation of transcription by RNA polymerase II. Gene Ontology annotation, molecular function: transcription coregulator activity. Lineage: Eukaryota; Metazoa; Arthropoda; Insecta; Hemiptera; Delphacidae. The record is from RefSeq and is a predicted model, not a curated record. Gene Ontology annotation, cellular component: core mediator complex; mediator complex. Bases 145 to 726 code for a protein of 193 amino acids.
UAGAUCAAAAAGGCAGUGUUUUGUAGAUGCUCAAUUUAACCUCAAUUUAAUUUCUAAUAGAAAUUGAUGUUUUGCUAACUUAUUUAACUGUGUCGUAAAACAUUUAAUCCCUAAACAUCUAUAUUAUUUUUGUUUAGAAGGAAAAUGGCCCUUCGAGGACCUCCACCAGAAACCGAAGAUCAAUUACGUCUGAGGUUUCAAGUAGAACUUGAAUUUGUUCAGUGCUUGGCUAAUCCCAAUUACCUCAAUUAUUUAGCUCAGAGAGGUUACUUCAAGGAUGCAAAUUUCAUCAACUAUCUCAAGUAUCUACUGUAUUGGAAGGAUGCCGAAUAUGCUCGAUAUCUCAAGUACCCAAUGUGUCUCUACUUCCUCGAUCUGCUUCAGUACGAGCACUUCCGCCGCGAACUGGUCAACGCCCACUGUUCCAAGUUCAUAGACGAACAACAGGUUUUGCUAUGGCAGCAUUAUACGCGCCGACGAACGCGGCUGCUACAGAACAGAGCCGACGCCCUGCAGAAUCACUGCAACGCCAGUGGCGGCAUGCCCACAGGUGCCGCCACCAACAAUCUGAACGCCAGUAGCGCCACGCCGCCCAGUAACAGUACCCCCAACAGUAACAGCAACUCGGCUACUGUGCCCGUGUCCAUCAGUAACAACAUCGGCGGUGCCAACAGUACAAACAACAAUGGCAUUGACAUUGGUGCUGUACGGAUUAAGACUGAGUGAUCACACGUUAUGUGAAAAGUCCAAGUAUUAUAAAAUUAGAUAGGCAAUUUGUGGCGAAAUGUGUAUGUGACAAAACCCCACAUGGUGUAGCAUAUGGUAUGAGAUACCAGGUAUCCCAGUUAUUUGUUGAACUAUUGGUAAGAUACUUCAUGAAACGUCUAAUUUUCAAAUUGCUUGAGUGUACCAAUAUCAAUGACAUUUGUGCUGGAUGGUUGAGGAUAGAGUUAUCAAACGUAAUAUAGAAGUGCUAAUAUUUUAAGAUUUAAUGGGGAUUGUGAGGCUUGUGACGAAGCUGUGUAAUAUAUUAUAUUAAUAGGACUUGGUUUUCAGUUGUAUGAUUGGUUAUUGAUACUAAAUACAAUUUCUAGUUAUAUGAUUGAAAUUGAAUGACAGUUCCAAUAACAAUCACAUUGACAUUGUCCUGGACACUGUAAAAUGGACACAGUGAUUAAAUUUGGUAUAAGAAAGAUCUACGACCAAUUUUACAAAAAUCCAAUCCAAUCACAGUCAACCGCCGUAAAAUGUAUUAAUCUAAUAAACAUCCACUAAUCACAAAUCUCAUGUCAGUGUUAAGUCGUCAUUUCAAGAUGAUGAAAUUCAAUUGGACUCUUUCGUGUACUGAAUCCUAAAGUUGAGAAAGUAUCUACAGUUUUAUAUUGAAAAACUGUACCAAUAACAAGGGCAUUGACAUUUUCACUGACCGAUUGAAUACAGUUUUAUCAAACUUUGAAUAUAAGAGUUCCAUACCCGGUCUAUUAGUUUUAACCGCUGUAGAUGAUGAAACUAAUGAACAAAUAUGUGACAGCAAUAAGAUUGUGUCAUUGUAUGUUGGUUAAAUCAGAUUGGAUCUCCGUGCGACUAAUCCUUAGUGUGAUGCGAUUUGAGGAGCUGUGAGCCUUCUGAUGAAACUCUUAUUUUGUAAUGUUUGCUGGUUAGGGACCAGGUUCUCCAGUUGUUCGCUUAGUCUUUGGUAAGUUACAUUUAUUUCAUCUUUUGUUCUAUUCAUAAAUCACAAAUCUUCUAGUGACUUUAAUGUUCAGUUAGCAGAGUAGCUCAUGUCAUAACAGUAAGAAAUAUAAAAUUCAAAUAUUGUCAAAUAGUCAUUCAUCUUCCAAGCUCAAACUCUCUCUCAAAAUAUUUUUAUAAGUUAUAUCUUAAACUGAAUAAAUCCUGUUUUCUGGGA